AUGGAACGUGAUAUCACAAAGGACAAUAAAGGGUGUUGGACUGCGCCCUUGCCUUUUCGUUCUCCAAGGCAGGUGAUGCCCAACAACCGGUCCUUGGCUUUGAAACGUGCAAAGUUUCUGGAUGCUAAUCUUCAGAGAAACCCUACGAAGAAAGAACACUUUAUAAAGUUUAUGAAGAAAGUUAUAGACUCUGGAGCAGCUGAAGUCGCCUUGCCGACGGAAGAGGAAGUAUGGUAUCUACCAAUCUUCGGAGUGUACCACCCGAAGAAGCCUGACAAGAUAAGAGGCGUGUUUGAUUCUUCGGCAGUGUAUGAAGGCGUAUCACUGAAUGGCACGCUCCUAUCAGGGCCUAACCUAACCAACAGUUUGUUGGGAAUUCUUCUGCGGUUUCGUAAGGAUGCCUACGCUAUCACAGGAGACAUAGAGCAGAUGUUCUACUCUUUCUUGGUACGAGAAGACCACCGUGACUUUCUAAGGUUUCUGUGGUAUCGCGACAAUGACCCCAACCUUGACCUCAUCGAAUACCGGAUGCGAGCUCAUGUGUUUGGGAAUAGCCCCUCACCGGCAGUCGCGACAUAUUGUUUGCGUGAAACCGUCAAAGAUGCGGCAGGAGAUGUGAGUGAGUUUGUGAAGGAGAACUUCUAUGUCGAUGACGCACUCACCUCCCUACCCACAGCUAGGCAAGCUAUCGAUAUCAUGACACAAACACAGCAGGUGCUCAAGGCUCAAGGGAACCUAAGGCUGCAUAAGAUAGCAUCUAACAGCACUGAAGUCAUGCAGGCAUUUCCGGAGCAGGAGCUGGCAGAGGAAUUUAAAUCCCUGAGCUUAGACAAGGACCCAUUACCUGUACAACACAGUCUUGGCAUGUCAUGGGACCUGAACGCCGAUCAUUUCACCUUCGACGUACAACUAGAGGUGAAACCUAACACACGGCGGGGAAUGCUGUCCACGCUAAAUAGUAUCUUCGACCCCAUGGGUUUCAUAACACCCAUUGCCGUACAUGGAAAAAUCCUACUUCGAGAGUUGACAAAGGGUGUCGACUGGGAUGAGACUUUACCCUCCGAACCCCUAGCUAGUUGGGUGGAAUGGAAGAGGUCUCUCAGUCAACUAAAGGACUUGCAGAUUCCGAGGAUGUACGUACCCUUGUCGCUCAGUACUGCAGAGAAAGUAGAAGUGCAUAUUUUCUCUGACGCAUCAGAGAAGGCUGUUGCCGCCGUUGCCUACGUCAAAACGUACAAGGAUGGAGAAGGACAAGUGGGAUUCGUUAUGGGAAAGGCUAAGCUAGCGCCUUCACACGGGCACACCAUUCCUCGACUGGAGUUGUGCGCAGCAAUCCUUGCUGUUGAAGUGGACGAGACUGUAAGUGAAAGUUUGAACAUUAGCCCUAGAGUGUUCAGAUAUUACAGUGACAGCAGGGUUGUGUUAGGCUACAUCCGCAAUAUGACACGCAGAUUCUACACAUACGUCGACAACCGGGUUGAGCGAAUCCAUCGUGCGACACGCUCUGAGCAAUGGUCACACGUACCAACCGACCAGAAUCCGGCAGAUCAGGGUACACGAAGCUUGAUAGCAGCUGACCAGCUUGCAGCUAGUGUGUGGCUAUCAGGACCGGAACAAUUGAGAAGGCGCGACAAUGAUAACCUUUCGGAGACCUACCCUCUAGUCUCUCCUGACAACGAUAAGGAGUUAAGACCACAAGUUGAGGUUGGCGUCCGUAAAACCACAGUUGACGAGAGCAUAUCUGAGAAAUUUGAGCGAUUCUCGAGCUGGUAUAGACUUGUUGCUGCCAUCUCUGUUCUCAAACGAGCUGCAAGGAGCUUUAAAAGCAGAAGAAAGCAAGGAGCUGACAAGGGUAAAUCGUCGGCAGUCGAUCUUUACAAAGAGGCAGAGCAAUUUAUCGUGAGACAAGGACAACGAGAUGCCUAUUCUGAGGAAAUUCAGAGGCUUUGGGAUAGGAAACCUGUUCCCGAUAACUGUGCUAUCAGUCCUCUCAACCCAUAUUUGGACAAUGAUGACGUUAUGAGGGUUGGAGGUCGUCUCAAUCAAGGUUGUCUCCCCAUAGAAGAAACAAACCCGGUAAUCUUGCCAGCUAAAAGUCAUUUAGCGAGAUUACUGGUACGCCACUUUCAUGAGAAAGUUGAGCAUCAAGGCAGGCUACUUACCGAGGGAGCCAUAAGGAGCCAUGGUUACUGGAUAGUAGGGGUGAAGCGAGUUGUUUCCACAAUUAUUCAUCAUUGUGUCACCUGCAGGAAACUACGUGGACGUUUGGAGCACCAGAAGAUGGCUGACUUGCCUGCUGACCGCCUCGCACCUGGACCACCUUUCACGUCUGUAGGUGUCGACAUGUUCGGACCUUGGGCAGUGGUGUCCCGCAGAACGAGGGGUGGAUUAGCCCACAGCAAGCGCUGGGCUAUAUUGUUUACCUGCUUGACUACUCGCGCAAUUCAUAUUGAGGUCGUCGAGGACAUGAGCAGCUCAGCGUUCAUAAAUUCUGUCCGUCGCUUCGUCGCCAUUAGGGGUAACGUAAAGGAGUUCAGAUCAGACAGAGGCACCAACUUUGUCGGUGCGACCAGGAGUCUCAGGAUCGACACCGUUAACGUCGAAGACAGUCCUGUCAAGAAGUACCUCUAUGAAUCGGGAGUUACCUGGAUCUUCAAUGCGCCACACUCCUCCCACAUGGGAGGCGUGUGGGAGAGGAUGAUUGGUAUCGCGAGGAGAAUUCUUGACUCUAUGUUACACCGAGGUGGUGUGAAGAACCUUACUCAUGAGGUUCUCACUACCUUCAUGGCAGAGGUAUGUGCCAUAGUGAAUUCGCGACCAGUGGCACCUAUAUCUACGGACCCGGAAUGCCCUAUGGUUCUUAGUCCUGCGACACUCCUGAAUCAGAAAGUCGGCGGAGACCCAUUGGCAUGUGUCGACUUUGACCAGAAGGAUAUUUACCGGGAACAUUGGAAGAGAGUUCAAGUCCUCUCCAAUGCAUUCUGGAAACGCUGGAGGGAAGGUUACCUUCAGACCUUACAGGUCCGUCGUAAGUGGCGAGAAAGCCAGCCUAACAUCAAAGAUGGUGACAUUGUAUUACUCAAGGAUAAGGAGGUGCCGCGAAGUGAGUGGCCCAUGGGCAUUGUUGAAGGUGCUAUGCCUAGUGAGAGUGAUGGGAACGUUCGAAAGGCUCAAGUUAGGAUUCUCCGAGGAGGAAGGACUGUGAGGUUCAGUCGGCCUGUGACCGAGCUGAUACGCCUGAUUGACUGACUGUCUAUCUGUGACGCGAAUAGUUUAUAAUCAAUAAUCGCGUUAUUGGUUGUGUAUUGAUUGUCUAGUGGUGAUAUCUGAUAGACAUCAGACGGGGAGUGUACUGGAUUGUCAGUCUCACAGAUGUUACAUUUUCGUGCGGUACAACAGGAGACCGGAUCAUUCUCCCUGCAUGCGGUUAUUUGUGGCUAGGUAGCCUCGUUUUCGUUUUAUUAUUACCACCUCGUUUUCGUUACCAACGCGGGUUUUAAGAAACAUGGCUGUGUUUCUUAAAGUUUCCCUUAAAAGUUAAAGUUAGUGUUGCUGGAGGUCGCCACAACGUAAGCUAAUCAAUUAUAGCACUGUAGUUUAGAUGUUCGCAGUAUUGCUUACAGUAACCGUAACAGUAAUCCACUGUGUAAUGCCUGAUCCGUGUGAUGUAGUGCAGUUUGUAAGUGCAUGUAACAUUGUAUGUUUGUUAGUCAAUUUUCAUUUGGUGAAGUAAGACUCCUGUAUUUGUAUUCGUAUUUUUAGUUCUUAUGCUAUAUAUCGUGAGGGAUGAAUAAAGAAAGCAAACAGAGUUCACCCA
Priapulus caudatus is the source of this 3817-nucleotide messenger RNA. RefSeq lists its product as uncharacterized. NCBI's taxonomy places the organism in Eukaryota, Metazoa, Priapulida, Priapulimorpha, Priapulimorphida, Priapulidae. The record is from RefSeq and is a predicted model, not a curated record. Gene Ontology annotation, molecular function: nucleic acid binding. Gene Ontology annotation, biological process: DNA integration.